Drosophila eugracilis is the source of this 3077-nucleotide messenger RNA. RefSeq names its product eukaryotic translation initiation factor 4E-binding protein Mextli (gene mxt). The record is from RefSeq and is a predicted model, not a curated record. Gene Ontology annotation, biological process: positive regulation of translation; regulation of formation of translation initiation ternary complex. Gene Ontology annotation, molecular function: RNA binding; eukaryotic initiation factor 4E binding; translation initiation factor activity. The coding region runs from base 248 to 2560 and encodes 770 amino acids. NCBI's taxonomy places the organism in Eukaryota, Metazoa, Arthropoda, Insecta, Diptera, Drosophilidae. The transcript is spliced from 8 exons. Gene Ontology annotation, cellular component: RNA cap binding complex; cytoplasm.
CGUUGAAUGGCUUUUUGUGGCACUGUGGCAGCAUCAAAACGAUUUUAGUCGCAGUCGCAGAGAUUUUGGUUUUGGGGGAGGUGCGGAAAAAAGCUUCUACGAUUUCUUUUUCACCAAUUCUUCAACAACAUUCAAACGAACGAACAAGUAACCAGACCUUAUAGCUGAACUCAGCGAAACCGGACUACAGGCAAGACAACCUUUAGACUUCACCGAGAGACAUUAUCGAAUCCAACGAAUCCCGAAAAUGGCCCACACACAUCUGGGACGCGCCGUGAAAAACAUUGAGGCGCCACGCCCACUCAAGACACAGUCGCGAUCGUCGUUGAAAAACAGCUACCUGGUGAUUGAGGAGCUUAUUCAAUUGAUUGACAGCGUUACCCUGGGUUUGCAGUCGUGCAAUACCACGCCGGAAUCGAUCACGCUGCUGCUGCACAAUCUCCGGGUGCAUGGGCCGCAACUAGAGGCUGUGUCCAAGGACACACUGGAUCGGGCCUUUGUCGUUUUCCGCAACGCUUCGCAGGACGAACGGCUGAACAUAACGACGCGACUUAAGUUGCUCGAGCUCAUUGAGCUGCGUGCCAAGAGCUGGGACAAUGACGACACAAUCGCGUACUACAAGUCCAAGCAGCAGAUCUCUAACGUGGAGCUGCCCACGGAAUAUCAGUACGAUGCCGGCGUUCAGCCAGGCGCCUUCAGCACCUCCCCCACAUUCGGCGUCAGCGGUGGUGUUGGCGGUGUCAACCUAGGAGCCGCAGCCACCGCUGCCGCCGUUUUCAAUGCGGCAAAUGCAGCCGCAGCCGCUCAAGCAGCGGCCAUUGCAGCCGUCGGCUCACCCAACCAGCAGCACAUGCUGCUGCCGCCCGGUGAAGUCAUCCGUAAUUCGGGCAAGUUUCCCAAACCGACCAAGAUCCCCGGUAAGACGUACUGCAAGGACGAGGUCGUAAUUCGCAAUGCCGACUCCGGCAAAGUUAUGGGCAUCAAGGGGCGACGCGUGCACAUGAUCGAGGAACUAAGCGAAACCAUAAUAUCGUUUCAAAGAGUAAACCCGGGCGCCAAGGAGCGUUUGGUACAGAUUACUGGUCCAGCCGAGGAUAAAAUUAAUUACGCAAAACAACUGAUGGAGGACACAAUCCGACGGAAUGCCUCGCCUGUUCGCUUAGAACCCGCUCCCGCUGCCGGAGGAUCCUGCUCCUCGUUGAACUCGUCCAACUCGGAUGACGCCAUCGUGCAACCACGAACCCCAAGCGGAAGCAGUUUGGCCAACCGGCUGAGCUUCAACUCGGCCCAGAAUUUUAUGACUGCCACUGCUGCUGCGCAGCAGAUUCAGCAGCAAGUUCUCCAUCAGCAGCAGCAGGUGCUCCAUCAAACGCAUCACCAGCAGCAGCAGCAAGUUGCCGCCGCAGCAGCAGCGGCACAUGCUCAGGCGACAGCCGCUGCCGGUAAAGUCUUGCGUCCCAAUCAACAGCUGCUAAUGCACUCAUAUUCCACAAACGAUGCUUCCGUAGGUGAAUACAAGUUCACGGUCAACGUGGGCCAGCACCUGAUCAAGAUCACCGGAGACUGUUGCGAACUAGUACGCGUGGCCAAGCUCGUCCUCGAUGACUAUUUCAGCAGCUCAGAGUUUCUGGCCUCCAUUGAAGCUGGUGCCGCAUUCGACGGCACUUCUCUGGUGAGCCCAGUGACAACACCAUCGACUCCUCUUCCUGGAGCCGGUCCACCGCAAUUUUUGCUGCCUGGAACGGAUAGCGGCAUUGGACUGAACUACGCUUCCUCCUCGGCAACCAACAAUAAUGGCGAGGGCGAUGACGAGGUGUUUGCAGAGCCCAGCAAUGGGGGAUCUUCGACUAACAGUCAAAAUGGAUUGGCGAGGUCACGUCGCAGCCACUUUUCGCGCAAAGAGUCGACGCCAGAAACUAAGGGAGUUCGCGAGAAAUUUGACGUGGACGAACUGCCAGGACUUAAUCCUUUAAAGAGCAAUGCAUCUCGCGUUUCUUAUGAUAUUGAACACUUGAUCUACUACUCGAUGAGUCCACAUGCCUGGGCUUUGCCCACAGACUGGCAAAAGAUGCAGGAGACAACGCCCUCGAUUCUACGCAACAAGGUAAUUUCGCCUCUCGAUGGCGCAGUCGACAGUAUCGCUUACUCGUCGAACUUCCCCAAUUCCAUUAUCACCACUGCACCUAACUCAUCAGUAAUAACAAUUUCGACUGCGCCAUCAGCAAUAAAUACAAUAACCUCCACCCCAAACACCAACAUCAUCAGCACUACCGUUGGAGGAGACAAUCCCAUAACUGUCACUAACAAGCAAUCAAAAGGAUUCAUCGUUGAUCGCGAGUCUCGUCGCCUUCCCAAGCCAUCGGCCAUGUCCGAUCGAAACUUGUAUAAUAAGCAAUUGCAAAUCAUAACCAAUACCGUAGGUGCAUCGGUUGCACACCAGGGAAAAAAUCGCCAGUCUAACUAUCAAGCAUCCCAAGUGAGAGCAAUUUUCCAACGUUACUGCGAGGAUGAUGAAUUUUCCAUGGCCUUAUGCGAACCAGAAACGAACAACAAUCGUUAACCGUUUCUUUAAAUUAUUUUUAAGAUAUAAAAUUAUUUUACGUUACCGUAAUACGUAUCGAAUAUUCAUGAAUCUCAGUCACAGACAGGCAAACCUUUUUUUCGAAUCAUUACAAUAAUGCAAGCCAUUAAUCAUUAUCAUAUAGUCAUUAAGUUAAAGUCAUACCAACGAAACCAAAACAAAUACAAAGUUAAACAACUUGCUAGUCCUAGGCGUAACAAUACAUCUAAUGCAUUGAAAUUAAAAUGUAACUAUAGGAAGAAUCUGUGUUUUGGCUGUGAAACAGAUUAAGUCUUCGCUAGAGAUAAACUGAGAACGCGUUUCGAACCGUUUAACAACUAACAACAAAACAACAUUUUUGCAUUCACACCGACAUUUACAAAUCUGUAAUUAAUGUUUAAUAAGACUUAUAACAACUGUAACAAACUAAGUUUUAAGCGUUUUAUCCCCCAAACACAUAUUCAAUACAAUUUAUAAAAACUAAUAAACUUAAGGGCUUAGAAAGUCCGUAACAAAG